Symbiodinium natans is the source of this 783-nucleotide messenger RNA. The record is from the annotation of a GenBank genome assembly. NCBI's taxonomy places the organism in Eukaryota, Dinophyceae, Suessiales, Symbiodiniaceae.
AUGGCGUCGCACAAGGUCGUGUACAAGUCCACGGGGUGCCUGCCGGGCAGCUCGGCGGUCAAGAGUGUGCCAACCGAUGACCUCGUCAGGCUGACGUAUCGUACCGCCUACAACACAGGAGUGGCCGGCCGUAUCCCAUGCUCUGAAGAUCGAGGGGAGAAUUUCGCCGGCAUCCACAACAUCGGCCGGAAGGAAUCUCCCUACAUGAAGUUUCAGAAGAGCACCGCCCCGCUGCUCGACUACAGCGCAGUCAACAGCCGCCGGGACUUCACCGAGCACCCGCUGGGCGACAACAAGGUCAAUGCCAUGCUGGCGGCCAGCUUUAAGGCCGGCUGGAAGGGGAAUGCUGCUGGCUCCAACGCAGAGAUGCCGAAGACCAGCUACUACCAGGACACCUUCGAAGGUUACACUGGUAACCGUCUGAGAUCUGCCAAGAUGAAGAGUGUGAAGCCCACGAACGCGAGGACACACACCAUCACAGGCAUGACGGACUUACUGGAGACGCGGCCAUUGUCACACGUCAGCUACCAUGCGCAUCCACAAGAUUUGGCGAAAGCAGGCCAGAUCCUGCUUCCAAAGCCCAACCUUGGCUUCAUCUCGAAGUGGGAGGGCCCGCCGGAGAAGAGCAGCUACGUCUCUGAGUUCGGCAAAGUGAAGCGCAACCACUCGACUCCCACGAUGAGUAUCGGAGAGUUGGAGAUCGGUCGGACAAACGACCUGCUGCCUGCAGAUCACGAGUGCUUCUACAGAAGGCGAUGCAACUACAUGAGCCCUGGGCAGUGA